AUGCUGAUGCGACCCAAGCGCAAUCGAAACGACGGUCCACUCUUUUGUUUGACAACGCUCACGUACUUCUGUUUCCACUCGUGUGAUCCCUUCACAGGCAAAUACUCACCACAUGGUGUCUCGCCAAGCUUAAAUUCAUGUGGCUUGCCAACCUCGAGCCUGCCCCUCGGACUGACUCGCCAUCCCGUCGGCUCUCCACAGAUGGGUCAGACGCGGUCUCAGAUGAGGCACAUGUCAAAUUCUGCCGCCACCGCCACCGUUGCCACUGCAACUGGCACUACAUCUGCCAUGACAACCAUCGGCAGCAGCAGCUCUCAUAGGGCCUCCAGCAUUUCCGGAAUGAACGGUACAGGUAACGGGAAUGGGGGGAAUUGUUGUGCCAAUCAGGAAGAGCUGCAGACUCAGCGGUUUCUGGCGAACGUACGCGAGCGUCAAAGGACUCAAUCAUUGAACAGAGCUUUUGCAGAGCUGCGCCGGAUCAUUCCCACACUGCCAUCGGAUAAGCUGAGCAAGAUACAGACGUUGAAGCUAGCGACAAGGUGA
Protopolystoma xenopodis is the source of this 543-nucleotide messenger RNA. The record is from the annotation of a GenBank genome assembly. NCBI's taxonomy places the organism in Eukaryota, Metazoa, Platyhelminthes, Monogenea, Polystomatidea, Polystomatidae.